AUGUCAUGUAAUAAAUGGAGAACUCAAAAGCUUCUUUCUGAGUCAGUUGAAGAGUGGUUCAAGAAUUUAUCCGACAAAACAGAUGGAUAUGAAUUAAAGGACAUUUUUAAUGUUGAUGAAACUGCUCUUUUCCUUAUGCCUGCACGAACCUUAGCUUUCAAAGGUGACUACUGUCACGGAUCUAAGGAAAGUAAGGAACGUUUCACAGUUUUACUCCGUGCAAAUGCUGAUGGUAGGGGAAAGAUGACUCCUAUAUUUAUAGGAAAUUCACAAAAACCAAGGUGCUUCAAAAAUAUUACAACUCUGCCAUUAAAAGCUAAUAUGAAAGUUUGGAUGGUUAUGGACAUUUUUACAGAAUGGCUCAAGACGAAAUUAUGA
Molecule: messenger RNA, 378 nt
Organism: Stegodyphus dumicola
Lineage: Eukaryota; Metazoa; Arthropoda; Arachnida; Araneae; Eresidae
Product: tigger transposable element-derived protein 6-like
Source: RefSeq, a predicted model, not a curated record